This is a messenger RNA of Scheffersomyces amazonensis, 2478 nucleotides long. RefSeq lists its product as uncharacterized. Gene Ontology annotation, molecular function: GTPase activator activity. The coding region runs from base 129 to 2447 and encodes 772 amino acids. The transcript has a single exon. Lineage: Eukaryota; Fungi; Ascomycota; Pichiomycetes; Serinales; Debaryomycetaceae. Gene Ontology annotation, cellular component: cytoplasm; plasma membrane; division septum. Gene Ontology annotation, biological process: small GTPase-mediated signal transduction. The record is from RefSeq and is a predicted model, not a curated record.
CCCGGGAAUGUAACCGAGCAGAUCGGACUCGACUCUUUAAUACGCGGUGUCUUUUAAAGUGAAAGAAGACUUACAAUUACUACAAUACGUAAUAUUUGUUAUACUGAAGAUUACUUAGCACAUUCACAAUGCUGGGGUCUUCAUUUUAUGACAGCUUUUGGACCAGCGAUUAUGAGCUGGGAUUCAGAAAGCUCUUUGACCAACUCCAAGAUGGGAUCAAAGAGAAUGAAUCAUUUAUACAAUUAGUUCAAAGUCGAAUUGAUCUGGAAUAUUCAUAUGGGAGUCAAUUGAAAGCCAGUGAUGAGACUAUUAAGAAACGAGACAAUCGUCUCUAUAAUGAUGAAUAUAUUUCUACUACUAAAACUGCAUUUCAAAUCUUUAAUGAGAAUUUUAAAGAACAAGGUUCAUAUCAUAUGUCUAUAGCUUCAAGAAUACAUAAUAGUGUAUUGGAACCUUUAACCAAAUCCACUGAAGAACAUCGCGAUAAAAUUGGUACAGCAAAAAAGAAAAUCUUUGAUAAAUUAGAUGAGUAUAAGAGAUUGAAAAAACAUGCGUUACAGAUUCGCAGUAGAUAUUUUACUCGAGCUCGUAGUUUAGAAGCGUUUAGAGAAAAGUUCUCUGAAGAUGAAUUGGCGUUUGAAAUGAAUGAAUAUCUUAAUUUGAGAGAUGAUGAAAGAGAUAAGGUAUAUUAUAUUGCUGGUGAUGAAUAUGAACUUGGAGAAUUGAAAGUAUUACUUAGUAAGAUGUUAACAUCUAUUGAAUUAACAUCUCAUAAGAAUAAUUUUUAUAUUACUUAUAAUAAUGUAUCUUCAGGGAUUUCUAUAACUCAAUGGGUAUUAGAUAAUUUACCUAACAUUGAUAAGAAUAUUUCUAAAGCUGAAAGAUUUGGUCAAGAUUUGUUAGAUUAUGAAUUUAUAAAGGCUGCUGGAAUUGGGAAUAACAAUUUUGUUAAUUCAUCUCAAUAUUAUUAUCAAUGGAAGCCUAUUGUAUUUGAAAUCACUAAAUUGAAAGCUCCAACUAAUGGUAAUGAAACUGCUACUCCUAUAGCCAAUGCAACAUCUAUUCUUGAACAAAUGGGAGUUGUAGGAGCUGUCGAUGAAAAUAACAUUACUCAAUACCCUAAAUUAUCCAUUGAUGUAGAAAGAUUGGAAAAUAACUAUAGGGAUGCUGUAGAGAAAUUCGAUACAGUAAGAUGUGAAUAUGAAGAAAUCAUUGUAGAAAACUUAGGAGAUAUUCAAAGAAGUGAAUUUAAUAGAUCUAGUGUAAUUAAGUAUCUUACCCAUGAAUUCUUGAAUUGCAUUUCAGGAAAAAUCGAUGAAAUGGAACGAUCCUUUAAAGAUUUAGAAAUUCUUGAAGAAACCAUUAAACCACAACAAGAUUUGGACUUUUUAAUUCAAUCCAAUUCUACAGGAUCUUUCAGACCUCAAGUUAUGACAUUUGAAAAUUAUUUUACUCGACCUGAUGAAACAUUUGGUAUUAAAUUACUUACUCGAUCCGAUAUAGAUAAUCGGGUUUUACCAUUCAUAAUUCAAGCCAUAAUGUCUUAUUUGGAUAAGACCUAUAAAUCUCUUGCUGAUGAUGAAAGAAUUAUAGAAUUAUGGACUGGACCAGUCAGUUUAAAAGUUGUGCAUGCUUUAAGAUUUAAAUUGAAUAAAGUAUCGGGAUUGGAAAAUAUUAAGGCUGUAUUGUCAGAAGCAGAACCUAUUGCAGUAACCAAUGUUUUGAAGUUGUAUUUAUUAGAAUUACCGGAAUCCGUCAUACCUGAAGAAAACUUUGCUUUAAUCAAAGCUAUAUAUGCUCAAAAUUCCGGUCAAGAAGCAUUGGAUAAUAGAAUUAAUGGUCUUAUCAAUGUUCUUAGAGAUGUUAACACUUGUAAUUUGGCUACUUUGGAUACCAUCUUGUUACAUAUUCAUCAUCUUAUUAAUAUUAUUGGUAAGAAACAUGUUGAAUUGGCUAAUAACUUCAAAACUAAGCUCUUAAAGGAUUUCAGUGACUUGUUACAUAGACCUAAGCUUGAUGAUGAACGGUGGGGAAGAGUUAAUACUGAUAGACAUCUAUUUGAGUUGAUCAAUGACUUGUAUGAUUAUCGUCAAAAGAUCUUCUCUGCCAUUAGAAAUUCUUCUGAUCAUCGUAACAAGUCUUUGCCCAAUAGAUCAUCGUCUAAUGCUUCCCAUAAGUCAUCUAAAUCUCCCGAAGAAGUACCAACCACUCCUACUCCUCCAGAAGUCCCAUCGAAGACUACUCUCAAGAGAUCCGUUUCACCUGUCAAACGAAAGUUACACACCAUAUUAGGAGAAAAGAAGACAUUUACUGUAACUUCGUCUACAGUAUCUACAGCCAAUACUUCCUCUAGUCGAGAAGAAUAUGACAGUGAGAGUUCUGAUCUGAGUCUUCCCAAGGUCAGAUCCAAGUCUCCCUUCAAGCCAGAAGUUAUCAAUGUUGAUUGAUAUAGUAUAGUAAAGAAUAGUAAAGAAUAGU